AUCAAAUGUCAAGUAAAAAUGAUAGAGGAAAAAACGACACAAUUGGUCAAAAAAAUACUCUAAGUAAUUUAUUGAAUCGAGCCAUCAAAUUUAGAAAAUCCCGUUAUGUAGAUCAUAAGUUGGAAGCUUUUAAAAGAAAAUUUGCUCCAGUUAAUGGUGUUUCGGGAGUAGUGCAUGCAACUUCAGCUUAUGAUAAUGCAGGAACUGCGGUUAAUAAUAUAGUGGAUAUGAUUGAUGCUAAUGGUUUUGAACGUCCUUCGAAAAUAUUGUUUUCUAAAGAUAAGCUCAAUUCAAACUGGAAUGAGAUUCAUCCUAUUGGAUCAGGACUUAAAGAUCUUGGACAUCUUUCAUCUCUUAAUGCCAUUUUACAAGUAUUUACUUAUACUCCAGCUUUAGCAAACUACAUGUUGAGUAGAAUACAUGGAUCAAACUGUACGAUCCAAGAGUAUUGUUUUGUUUGUGCCAUAGAAGAACAUAUAAGAACAGCAUUAAAGGGAUCACAAUAUGCUCUUCAGCCUCGUCUAUUUGUAGGAAAAUUGAAAAAAAUGGAAAAGGGAGACACUAAGGAUGCUUUUGAUAUUUGGAACUAUUUUAUAAAUCAAACACAAUCAUUCUUGCUAUCUGAAAAAGGUUCUAAAGAUAAACGAGUCCAGGAAACAACCGCUUUAUACCAAAUAUUUGGAGGCUAUCUUCAGAAAAGAUUAGAAUGUCAAGCUUGCAAUAAUCCAUAUAAUGAAUAUGAAUCUUUUCUUGACCUAAGUUUAAAUUUAACUCAAUGCAGUUCUGUUGAGAAAUGUUUAACAAAAUACUUUAAAGAAAGUAUAUCAAUCCCAAGCCAAUGUCCAAGUUGCCAACAUGAAGGAACAUUUACAGGCAAACAGUCUAUCUAUAAAUCACCUAUGGUUCUUGUUCUUCAAUUACAACGAUUUAAUAGAGAUGGAGAUCAAACUAAGAUUAAUAAAUUUAUUCAAUUUGAGGAAACAAUGAACAUUAAACGAACUAUAUGCGAGACAGAAAAGGAUCAUGUCAAUAAAGUUUAUCAUUUAUAUGCUGCAAUCGUUCAUACAGGUCAGACAAUUCAUGAUGGUCGUUAUAUAGCUUAUGUUAAGAGUUCAAAUGGGAUUUGGUAUUGUAUGGACAAUGAAAAUGUGCAAGUUGUAAGUGUGAAAAAACUCUUGGAAGAAAAGCCCUACAUGCUAUUUUAUAAUUCACCUGUACCAAAGACUGCUCAGCAUGAAAAAAAGAUACCUAUGAAAAAUGAAACUUCUGUGCCUGAAUUGAUCAAUAAAAAUGAAAAUCAUAUAAUGAAACAAGAAGAAGCAAAUAAAGCUGAAGAAGCGACUAAAGUUGAAGAAGAAGUAGGAGAUGAAGUCACUGUAUUACCAUCAAGUUUAGAUAGUGAGGAUGAUGAGGAAGAAAAGAGAUUAGAACAAGAAAAGCUGCAUAAAGCGAUGGAAGAAGCAUCAAAAAAGGAUAAAAUCGAAAAUACUGCAGCUAUUGUAGUUGAACAUCAUGAAAAUAUGAAAUCGAAACGAGAAAAACUUGGCGCACUUAUAGAAAAAGAAAGUUUAGAAAGUAAAAGCUCAGAGGUCAAGAAUGUUCUGUUAGCUAAAACACCGAAUAACCAAUUCCAAGAUGAAAUAAGCACUUGGGAUGAAGAAGUCGGAGAUGCGAUUGAGAAACGAAAUCAAAUUCUUAAACAGAUCAAGCCAAAGAGGAAGAGAGUUGAUACGUAUGAUCUCGAAUAUGAUCGAGGUAAAGUCAAGAAGGUCAAGAAGAAGCAAAAUGAUAAAUUUAACAAGCCAAAUAUGUUCCAAAUCGUUGCUGAUAUAAAAAAUACGAAAAAGUAAUAAAUCUGACGUCUAUUUGUACAUAAAACCUUGUGUGACGACGUAUCCUAUUGAACAAAUAAUAAAAUAGUUAGGGAGAAAAGAAG
This is a messenger RNA of Cokeromyces recurvatus, 1936 nucleotides long. RefSeq lists its product as uncharacterized. The transcript is spliced from 5 exons. Gene Ontology annotation, biological process: protein deubiquitination. NCBI's taxonomy places the organism in Eukaryota, Fungi, Mucoromycota, Mucoromycetes, Mucorales, Mucoraceae. The record is from RefSeq and is a predicted model, not a curated record. Gene Ontology annotation, cellular component: nucleus; cytosol. Gene Ontology annotation, molecular function: cysteine-type deubiquitinase activity; cysteine-type endopeptidase activity. Bases 6 to 1850 code for a protein of 614 amino acids.